AUGACCAUUACUUGUGCCAGUGCGAGAUGGGGUUACUUUUUUAUAAAUAAACCAAUCUACUAAAAAAAUGCUCAAUUCCUUGAAUUGCAAAAAUAUACUGUUUAGUUAAUCUAACCGUGUAAUUUUUCGAAACAGUAAUAAUCGUUUACACCUUUUAAUUAAAAUGGAGCAGUACAGCGGAAGAUUCAAUAACACAUUAUAUAAUGCUAUAUCCUGGCUAAUUCUAAUUUUUUACAUAAUUCACUACCUGUUCGAUGUCUUAGUUAACGCAUUACUACGUAGAAUGAGGUUUAAAGAGUAUAUACGAAUUCGUCUGCGAAGAUCAUUGUGGUAUUUUGGUUUUUACGCUUGCGGUUUUCUAUAUUGUAGUGCAACAUCGUGGAAAAACAACAUUGCGUUUCCAAAUAAAUAUACAUUUUAUAUUUUGGACUUAACUGAACCCAUUUCGGAUCACUUGAUUAUUGGUUACGCAUUAUUGACUGCCUUUUAUGCAAGUAGUUUCAUUUGGGAAAUGUGUCAAUGCUCAUUUUCCUCAUUUAGUUAUAUCUUUUUAACAGGUUUUACGGCCUUUACAUACUACCUUCGAUAUAUUGAACUGGUUGUCUUAUUCACCAAUACAUUCAGCAUCGUCUAUGUCAUUACAGAAUUGACACGUUGUCUAUUGUGCAUCAUAAAACCUGAGGGUACUACUAAACUGCUCAUGCAAAGCAUCCUUCUUAUGCUUCUGUCUAUUUUCUCUGUUUUAUACUUAUGGAUUAUUCCAUUGAAUUUUCUUCUUCCAUUAGCUCAAGGAUUUUUAAACAAUUCGUCUUCUUUUAUAAUGAUCGGUUUGAACGUGUCCUUAUGGGGAUGGCUCGCUUGCGAGGUCUACACGAGCCCAUUGUAUCGCCUUAUUCUCCAUCAGUGGUAUCACCGAAGCAAUCCCAAUAACGUGCCUGAGUGCUUAGGCACGACUACCGAGUGUGCCUUGUUUUUGCCACGUGAUGACAUCGCUUAUAAUUUAAAGAUAAUACGACGAGAAAUACAAGAGAGACAGGACAAAGUGAUGGCCCUUCGUAAACCUAAAAAGAAAGCCUGUAUAUUGUUUCAAACUUUAAAAUGUGUCGCCGCGUUAAACAAAAAAAUGAAAUUUCGUAAGCAAACAGAUAGUAACAGUGAUAAUAAUAUGGUGGGGGUUGAAGCUGAAGAAUCAAGCCCUUUGAUGGUUGAUAAUGAGAAUUGCAAUGAACUUACCUCCCUUCAGUGAAAGGUAUCACACUCAUAAUUUAUCAAAUUGACUGUAGAAAACAACGAAUCAAAGACUGAUUGUAAUGAACGAGCACAUGUAUUUUAUCUUCGAUUAUUAAUGAAAUGUAUUAUAUCUUGGAUUCAGUAAUUAUUCUAGUCAGAAUAGUGUGGCCUUAGUUCAUCUAUUGGAAGUUGACCCACACAACUUAUUAAGUAUUUUCUUAAUCUACUAAUUAUAUAGUCUUAAUAUAACGGGU
Photinus pyralis (common eastern firefly) is the source of this 1484-nucleotide messenger RNA. RefSeq lists its product as uncharacterized. The transcript is spliced from 7 exons. The record is from RefSeq and is a predicted model, not a curated record. The coding region runs from base 164 to 1246 and encodes 360 amino acids. Lineage: Eukaryota; Metazoa; Arthropoda; Insecta; Coleoptera; Lampyridae.